UUUAGCUAACUAGAAAAUACUAAUAAUCCAUCCUUUCAAAAAAUAAAAUCCAGAAAAAGAACAUAUAUUAACUGACAAAAUGGCCCAAGAGCAACCACGAAGAGAAGCAGUUGGGCCAGAGCAAGAAGAGCCCAUCAAAUAUGGAGAUGUGUUUUAUGUAUCAGGUGAAGCAGCAGAAAAGCCCAUUCUACCAGAAGAUGCAGCCGCCAUGAAGUCUGCCGAGGAAAUAGUUAUGGGCCAUAGCCCACUUGGUGGCCCGGCCUCUCUUAUGCGAUCUGCUGCCCAUUCUAAUGUGCAAGCAGGCCUUGUUGACCCGAAUUCACGUCGGACUACUGAGGGUAUUCGGGUCACUGAGUUUGAGCCCAAGAAUCAUGGUACUCGGGUUGUCACAGAAUUGGUCAACGAUGAGGUAGUAGGGCAAUACGUUGAACCAAAAUUUGUGGGAGUCCCUCCUACUGAAGGAGCAACAACAGUCAACAAGGGGGGAGUCACAAUUGGAGAAACACUAGAUGCUGUGGCACGCUGCGCCGGUGACCAGCCCAUUGACAGAGCUGAUGCAGCCGCCAUUGAGGCGGCCGAGAAAAGAGCAGUCGGCAAUGAUCUCCCACCGGGCUGGGGCCUUGGAGCUGAGGCUCAUUAUGCAGCUUGUUGGAAUGCUCGAGCACCCCAAGAAGGAUAUAUGACUACUAUUGAUGAUGUCCUUAAGGAUGCUAGUCACAAAUUGGUGCGUGAUAAGAUAGUAACACGUGAAGAUGCGAAAGAGGUAUUGGAAGCUGAAGUCAAGAAUGAUCCAGAAAUGGCAACAACCAUUGGUGGCGUCGGAGAGAUGAUGAGUGCAGCUGCAAGGUUGAAUCAAACUUAAGAAUCAUAAAGUUAGUGAUGCUAUUCUAUAGUUUAUGUGGGCUUUUCUUUAUUUUUGGUAGUAUAGGUUCACAUGUUCCUAAAGAAAUAGUCUGUAUUUUGCGUUCAUAGAAAGCAUGAGAGUCCAUGUAACUUUCUUAGAAGGAUUCUUAUGUACCAUGUAUCCUACGAGUACUAGGUGUACGUACACAUGCCAUGCACAAUCUAUUUCAAGUCUUUUGCUUUUGGUGUAGCAAA
Molecule: messenger RNA, 1098 nt
Organism: Beta vulgaris subsp. vulgaris (sugar beet)
Lineage: Eukaryota; Viridiplantae; Streptophyta; Magnoliopsida; Caryophyllales; Amaranthaceae
Product: late embryogenesis abundant protein 32
Exons: 3
Coding region: 80-862 (260 amino acids)
Source: RefSeq, a predicted model, not a curated record